AAAAUUGUGCAAAUGUUCCUGUUUUGUAGAUUUCCCUUUGCUAUCACAAUCAGAUUCAUGUACACAGUGUAUAAUGUGCCUAUUUUUUUCUCUCCUUUUAUCAGACUUCCAUGAAGCAAGAUGGCUGCUCAAAAUGCAUCCAGUUUUAUCAACAUCAGUGCUUCUAACAGAUGUAAUUUAAAUGAGGAUUUUAAUAACAUCCUGCUACCAGUUGUCUACAGCAUUGUGCUGGUGUUUGGCCUCCUGCUCAACCUCACCGCCAUAUAUUUUAUCUGUUGCCGGCUUAAACACUGGAGCCCCAACACUAUCUACAUGAUAAAUCUGUGUGUGUGUGACACACUCUAUAUCCUUACACUACCCUUUUUGAUCUAUUAUUACGCGUCCAAUAAAAACUGGCCAUUUACUGAAGUUUUCUGCAAACUUAUCCGCUUUCUCUUCCACGCCAAUCUCUAUGGUAGCAUCCUUUUCCUCAGUUGCAUCAAUGUCCAUCGCUACAUAGUUGUUUGCCACCCAGUGCGAUCAAUGAGCUGGGUUAAUGCCCGCCGUGCCCGAUACACCUCGUUCGUGAUCUGGGUAGUUAUCCUCAUUUUCCAAGCGCCAGUGCUUUACUUUUCCCGAACCAAGAAUGAAACUACCUGCACAGACACCACAUCGGGAGACCUCUUUAAAUACUUCCUGCCCUACAGCUCUGCCAUUUUGGUUCUUUUCUUUCUAAUACCAUUUAUUAUAGUGAUAGUUUGCAACAGCCUUAUGGUGCAUCAACUCAUACAACCAGGCACAGUAGGAGGUACAGUGUCUCGGCACUCCAAGAAGAAGUCUGUAAAGAUGAUCGUCAUCGUACUGCUGGCCUUCAUAGUCUGCUGUGCGCCCUUGCACUUCACACGGAGUGUCAACAACUUUUUCCGCCACAAUCCGAAUGUAAACUGCAACCUCCGGGAAGGCUCUAGAAUAGCAUACAAGGUAUCAGCGUCCAUAGCAAGCAUUAACAGCUGCAUUAACCCUAUCCUUUACUUCAUGGCUGGCCAGGGCUUCCGACAAAGUCUACCUAAGUGGAAGCAAGGCCAAAGAGCUGAGGAGAAUAAACUUCAACCUCUCAAUAAUUGAAAAAUUAAACAAAAAGAACAUGAAUGUGAAGGACAGAGAGGUUUGCAAGACCAAGAAAUAAAGUGGAAUACUGGAAAAUAGAAUGUUAUUGUGGAGCUGUGUUGGAUCUGUGUUAAGGACUGGAUGGUGUAACUUUAAAAGACAGGCCAGGACUGCCAGAGAGCGAAUUCUGCUUCACUUGUAAAUGUGCUUCCAAAAAACAAAAAAACGCAAACAGUCGCAUCCAUUUUUUUAUUUUUUAAAUUUAGUGCUCAGGAAUUACAUGGUAUACCUUUGUAAAGUCUCCUAUACAAUUUUGUCCAUUAUUACCUUUUAACAGCUUUUGCAGGGUUGAGGACUUUGUAAUACUUUGUAUACAAACUGUUCUUUUAACUUUAAUAAACAUAAGAAAUCUUUUAGGACGCAGAGAGAAAAAAAGACAAAUAUAAAAAAAAAUGCUGAUGAGGAAACGAUUGUUUAUGGUUGUUAAUGUUAGAAAUAACAUGACCUCACUUGCUUUGUACAUGUUUCACAGCUUUGGUAUUUCGGAAAUUACUAUGACGAUGAAACAAGUAUGAUGAGUUGAAAUGUUAUAUGCAAAUCGACAGACAAAAAAAAGAAAUGACUCCCUGAACUUAAUAGCUUUCAUGUCAUAACAGAUUAUGUACAGUAUUCUAGCUGUAACAAGUAUAUACAGUACAGGCCAAAAGUUUGGACACACCUUCUCAUCUAUCUGUCAAUGUGUUUUCUUUA
Molecule: messenger RNA, 1836 nt
Organism: Clarias gariepinus (North African catfish)
Lineage: Eukaryota; Metazoa; Chordata; Actinopteri; Siluriformes; Clariidae
Product: P2Y purinoceptor 2-like
Exons: 1
Coding region: 121-1104 (327 amino acids)
Biological process (GO): G protein-coupled receptor signaling pathway
Cellular component (GO): plasma membrane
Molecular function (GO): A1 adenosine receptor binding; G protein-coupled UTP receptor activity
Source: RefSeq, a predicted model, not a curated record